AUGCUACUACGAACGACAAAAAACGCUUGGAAGCUGUCGCCUUCUGUCGCUCGUCAAAAGCGUACAUUCAAUAGCAGCAGUAGCGAGGUGGAGAAGUACGCGGACAUGCCUGCUAUAGCUGUGCACAAGGGCUACAAGAUCGUCAUGUCUCUCAGUGUAUGCAGACUUCCGACGGUGUAUACGGAGCCUCUAUUCAUUCGAGAACAUCGCGAGUGGCGAGCAGAGUGGGAGGAACGAACAGCCAACCAGUUGGAAAUUGCCGAUAGUUUAGUUUACCAGAACUUCCCCCAUCAUUUUCUCCCUAGCCGACGGGAACUGGCCCUAUUACGAGAAGGCUCACAGACGGACAUUUUGCAACAAGAGGGUGGUACGGUUGUGAAGAUGUCAGAGUUGGAUAAGCUCAUCGCUGAGGAGGGUCUAUCGGGUUUGGAAGGCCAACUCGGUGGUGGACGGAAAAAGAAGAAGAAAGAAGACACCUUAGCAGGAACUGAAAAGCAGAGAACUCUAAAAGAAAUGCACAACACGGAUCGUCGAGGAACGGAGAUGCUGUGGUUACUGGUGAAGUAUCGCGGCUCGACCAUCUGGACGUUUCCUUACUCUAGUCAUCUACAGGGCGACAGCGCGAGAGAGACGCUACAGCGGAUAUGUAUGGCUCAGCUGGGAGAGGCAUACAAGCCCUAUUUCGUGGGUACAUGCCCUAUGCAUUACCGCAAGUUCACGUCGUUACGGUAUGCCGAGGAGGAAGAGACUGUUAUUGGCAGCAAGGUUUUCUAUUACCGGGCUAUCCAUCUACCUUCGAGUAUACCGAUUACUCUUAGUCCGGAUGGUCCGGUGGAGGACUUUGCGUGGGUGGCCCGGGCAGAGCUCCUCGACUAUGUUGGGGAGCGUGGUACCACUACCGUCGAUGCCUGCCGUUGGACUUCUUGCCAGGUCAGGAGUCAGUUGCUGUGGGUGAGCAAGAUGCUACAGGUGCACGCUCCUGAGCAUGCACAUCCCUCCGCUUGCAAGUCCAUUGAGGAGCUAAAGUCCACAGCUAUAGACCUUGAUAUGAAGGAGGCGCCAUUGCGGGUUAUGGACACUACUAUGGUGAAUGCUGAGAUAGCCGUAGAGAACUACUGGGGAGCUCAGGGGGCGCACUGUGCCCUGCGAUGUGCAGCAGUAGUGGACACCACAACGUCGCCAGUCACCUUGACGCCAUGCCAUUUCGAUGCUCCACGGUCCCUCAACAUGCACGGUGCUGCCUGUGACCUCAUCACAGAUGACUUCUCGUCAUCGACCAUCAAAGCAGAUGUCUAUGCAUUCGGGGGAGGCAAUCAUGUGGCGGCCACUGCCGACCUCAUGCGCCUUUCCAUAGAGUACACCCAUGGCGUGAUCCUGGACGAUCGGCCUAGCCUCGUAUGUGAAGUAGUGCAGCCAGUGGUAGCAUCCUCGAGGCCCGUGGCUCGCUCUGGGGCUCAGGGUGUGCUGUGGGAGGGCACAUUCCUCCUACAUGCUGGCCGUGGGGUUAAUAAUGUGUUCCUCGAUGAUCUGUGGCAAUUCGACUUCACUACACGGACCUGGCGAGAAGUGGAGGUCACCGGUCCAUCGCCGCCUCACCGGCUAUGGCACAGCUCCCAGCGGGUCGGCUCGAAAUGGAUCGUCUUUGGUGGCGCUGAGUGGCGCUUUAGUCCUGAGGAGGUGAACAUGGACGACAGUGGGAAGGUGUGGAUCCUGGACCUGCCGACUUUGACGUGGACCAGCAUGUGUGAUGCUUCUGGUGUGGGCCCCCCUCUACUGCUCGGGAAUGCUCUUGUGGCCGUCUCGGCUAGGGAGGUGCUCACUUUCGGCGGCUGCAAGACGUAUAACUACGACCGGAUGUCGAGAAGCUAUGGGAAUCUUUAUGAGGAUAUUUGCGCACCGUGGAGAUUUGAUCUAUCGAAGCGAAAAUGGGCAAAAGUUAACCUGUUCGAGCAGGUGUGCUGUCAAAUCACACCGUAUGAAGAUGUCGAUCGGGCAGUACUCGAAACUCGUUUCCGAAGUCACUGUGGUGCUGCUUAUCUGAAGUCCCAAGGGAAAGUCUACGUCUUCGGUGGAGCUCGAUACUUCUAUGGCGAGUACUUCCAUGAUGUCAUCGUAUUCGAUCUGGACGAAAAGCUCAUCUCGGAAGAACAUCCGAGGCCCCGUCUGAACAUGCUACAUGGGGUGCGAUGGACCCGGCAGUUCCGGCUCACGCCUGGGGUCAUCGGUCGUGCCCGGUGCUUGGCCCGAGAUAGGUUGAUUUCUCGGGAGGUGUUGAACAGUCUGAUUUACACUGACGGCGACCAGGAUGAGGCGAUGGUUGUUGACGAUGCAGACUCUCCAGGCUAUACCAGCGAAUAG
Perkinsus marinus ATCC 50983 is the source of this 2358-nucleotide messenger RNA. Its product is annotated as kelch repeat protein, putative. Lineage: Eukaryota; Perkinsozoa; Perkinsida; Perkinsidae. Gene Ontology annotation, molecular function: structural constituent of ribosome; protein binding. The record is from RefSeq and is a predicted model, not a curated record. The transcript has 14 exons. The coding region runs from base 1 to 2358 and encodes 785 amino acids. Gene Ontology annotation, cellular component: mitochondrial large ribosomal subunit.